Ostrea edulis (European flat oyster) is the source of this 3265-nucleotide messenger RNA. RefSeq lists its product as uncharacterized. The record is from RefSeq and is a predicted model, not a curated record. The transcript is spliced from 10 exons. Lineage: Eukaryota; Metazoa; Mollusca; Bivalvia; Ostreida; Ostreidae. Gene Ontology annotation, molecular function: mRNA binding; zinc ion binding. Bases 352 to 2652 code for a protein of 766 amino acids.
AAAACUUGCACAACUUCCUGUAAGCUGAAUACAUCGACGUCACAUACCUAAAAUUAGGCACAACACGCACAAAGGUGCUUGAUAACAGUAUAAAUAGGACGACAUACAUAUUGGCCCGAAGACUUUAGGCGUACGCGCCAGACCAUUCAGCAAGGCUAAGCUCAAUCUUUCAAACAAGUUAGUUUUGUUUUAGAACACACCACUUGUAGCAGUCUGCCAGUGUUGCGAAGUUCAUUUUGCGGUGAUAUUUCAACAAAGCUGAUUAGUGAGGGAAACUUACUUUGUGGUAAGAACUCUACAGCAAACCUGUUCUGCGAGAAAAACCCCACACCUGAAGUCGUUGUUCGUAGUAUGCUAAAUAGAUCAAAAUCACUUUGUCAAUAUUUCAAUACUAAAAGUGGUUGUAAGUUUAAAGAGAACUGUAGAUUUUUGCAUUCUCCAACAAGUAUUUCAAGUCCAGCAGUGGAAGAAAAUCAAGAAAAUGGAACGUCAGUAAAUCAACAGGUGAAUACCGAUUCUCUUUCUGGUUCUGUAUCUCAGCUGUCUUUUAAUAACCAGAAUCAUGAAGCAGUAAGUAAGGAAACGAAGCCUUGUUUCACUUUUGAGAAGUACGGAAGUUGCAGAUUUGGGAAUAAUUGUCGCUAUCUUCAUUCAUUGCCAAAGGAAUUGCAUCUAAAGAAACCUAACUCGACCAAGAAAUCAAAGACUGACAGAAAAUCUAAUAAUGAUUCCAAAAAUCUUGGUCACCGCCAACAGACUCAUGAAAAAAGACGUGUCUGCCACUACUAUCAGGCAGGCUUUUGUCAGAAGGGGAACAACUGCAGAUUUCACCAUCCAGAUGGCCUUGAUCAAGUAGCUAAUUUGGAUGUCGUCCUACGAGAGGACAAGGAACAAGCAGAGAAAAGAGAUGCCGAUAUUGAAAAUGUGACAUCAGCUGGCCAAAGCAAUGAUAAGAAGGAUCAAAACAGAAAGUUUACACCAAAAGUGGGUCAGAAAAAAAUUGUACCCAGACCAGUUCAGCCUGUGAAGGAGUUUCAGAGAGAAGGUUUACUGAAGAAAGAGGUUGAGAAUCUCCGAUCAACUGAAAUCGAACAACUGAAAAAGAGACUGGCAGCUUCCAACUUGGAAGUCAUUACUGACAGUGAAGACAGCUUUUGUGUGCAGUUUGAUUUUUCAUCCAGUGACCCAGAUUGGCCAUAUGAUGUGGAAGUAUUCAAUUUAAAAGUCACUAUACCAAAGGAAUACCCUCUGAAGAUGUUUGUUGUAAGACUUUCGGGUGAACAGAAUUUACCUGAAACAGUACAAAGGUACAUAGAUAUUUCUCUGGAGGACUGGAUAAAUACAAAACAGGCAGAGUUAAUAUCGGUGGGAACUGUCAGACUGGAGUUUAGACCUUUCAUGAAAUGGUUGGAUAAGAACCUGGAAUCUAUUGUUACUGGUGCGCUGAAACAGUUGAAGAAAGAGCUAGAUGCCAAGGCAGCAGGGUUACAGUUUAUCCCUGCAUCCAAACUACAGGAAAAAGUCAAAGCAGCUGGUAGUGAUGAAGAUCAAGAAGAAGGUGAGGAGGAGGAAGGCGAGGAUGAAAAUAAAAUGUUUGGAGGAAUAGUCUACAGAAAAACAGAAGACGACUUCAUUUACACAGGUCCACAGCAACAGAGUGACGAAUCUGAAUCGGAGGACGAUGAUUUAAUUGAUUCUGCCAUCAGCGAUAAAAAACCAGAGAGAGAUGAAAGACGGGGAACUGAAAUAAAGCUGAGGAACCUCACGCUGAAGGACAAUGCUUCAACACUUACUUGUGGUACACUUAAAGUCAUCAUUCAGUGUGCCCGCUGUAAAAACAAGAUGGAUGUAAGCACACCCUCUGGGAGGCCAAACCUUGUGACUUGUGGGAAAUGCAGCUACCCUCAGGUCAUGACUUUCCGCUCAGCAAUCAUGCAUCAGUUCUCCUCGGUAGUAGGCUAUCUGGAUUUGGAUGGAUGUAUUCCAUUUGAUCUCAUCCUUCAGGACUGCAUGUUUAAGCUGGGGUGCUUUAGCUGCAACAAAGAAAUGAAAGCCAAGAGUAUGGCCUUUGGACAAGUUACUGAAACAUGGUGUUCCAACUGUCACAGUAAAAUGAAAGUAUCUGCAGAAUCUGUCCGUUUUGCUCAACUUCUUCCUUCAGAGCAAGACUUGGUUUCAGAGGAAAGGGGUCUGCACAAAGUUCCAGUUUUGAAGCCAAAGAAAAAUCUGAAAGAACCAGAGAUCCAGCUGGGCUAUCCUUUACCUAAAGAUGGAACUUGUAAACACUACAAGAAAAGUUAUCGCUGGUUCAGGUUUCCUUGUUGUGGUAAGUGUUACCCCUGCGACGUUUGCCACGAAGAGAAGGAAGGAGGCCAUGAGAUGGUCCUGGCUACAAGAAUGAUCUGUGGACACUGCUGUAGGGAACAACCCUUUGCUCUGGAUAAGGCCUGUGUCGGCUGCAAGCAGUCAAUGACACAAGUUCGUACCACUCAUUGGGAGGGGGGGAAAGGAUGCAGGGACAAAAGCAAGAUGAGCAAGAAUGAUGCUCAGAAAUAUGCAGGCCAGUCAAAAACUGUCUCCAGGAAGGCCCAGGACAAGCAGAAGUCCUCGACUGCAAAGAAGAACAUCAAACUCCGUCACAGCAGUCACUAAAUCAGACACUUCAUUCAGUAAUGAGGAAGUUGAAUCCAAUGGAGAGAAACGCUCCAUUUGCUUUCCAUGUACAUGUAGUUUUCAAGAUGUACUGUACACAUAUUUUUUUAUAAACUGUAGGACUUCUACUUUGUAAUAAUUUUUGCAUUGAAUCAGUGAUUUAAGCCUGUGAAAUAACUUUGAAAUGGACUGAAUUCAAAUUUUACAACUGAAAUUCUUCAAAAUAAUUUUUGCAUUGAAUCAGUGAUUUAAGCCUGUGAAAUAACUUUGAGAUGGACUGAAUUCAAAUUUUACUACUGAAAUUCUUCAAAAUAAUUUUUGCAUUGAAUCAGUGAUUUAAGCCUGUGAAAUAACUUUGAGAUGGACUGAAUUCAAAUUUUACUACUGAAAUUCUUCAAAAUAAUUUUUGCAUUGAAUCAGUGAUUUAAGCCUGUAAAAUAGCUUUGAGAUGGACUGAAUUCAAAAUUUUCAACAUAAAUUCCGGACAGUGUUUAUUAUUAUGCAUAUUGUAAAGUAGUCAUCAUAUUUGUAUUUUUAGAUACGUUUUGAUAGUUUAAUUGCAGAUGUGUUGAAAUGCAUUGUAUUUAGAAAUAAAAUUUUGGAAAGAAUGACA